Leptinotarsa decemlineata (Colorado potato beetle) is the source of this 1504-nucleotide messenger RNA. RefSeq names its product zinc finger protein 277. NCBI's taxonomy places the organism in Eukaryota, Metazoa, Arthropoda, Insecta, Coleoptera, Chrysomelidae. The record is from RefSeq and is a predicted model, not a curated record.
GGACUGUCGAAAAUAUGACAAUUGAGGUGUGGCAACACUGCCCCUAUGUAUUAAAUAACAAUAACAGUAUUGGUAUUAUUUUUAUUUCUCAUAGUGAAAGUAAAGGUGAUAGUUUAUGUUGCCUAAACAUAAAUCCUCCUACUACAGGAAUUCGGACACUAUUUCUCAGUCUACAACUCCACCUUUUCUUUCUGAUUUUUUGUAACCUGUACCCUUGUGUUUACUAUAGAAGAAGUCCAUGGAUUCAGCAGAGAUAUCAACCAGAACCUUUGGCCCAUUGGUUUUCAAAGAAUGCGAUUAUGGGGAAAUUGAAGGCUUUACAGAAACAAAAUGUUUACUUUGUGAAGAUACAUUCAACUUGAAAAUAUCCCUCCCUUUGUUCCUGUCUCAUAUUUUUGAUGUUCAUAAUGUGGUGAUCGAAGAUGUACAAAAUAUAAAGAAUCUUCAUGAGUAUGUUCUGUACUGGAGAAAUAAAUUUAAAUUCUCUCCCCCUGAACAAAUAAUUCCUUCCAUAAAUAUUCAGAGAGAAGACAAAAAGUAUUUUGUGAUGUCAAAUCUGUUGAAGGAAGAUAAAAUAUUGCGCCAUAAACUCUGUUUGGAAUAUGCACUGAAGGUUCAGGAAUUUGAAAGAAAUGAUGAUAGUUACAUUAAACCUUGUUUGUUUUGUAAAUUGGUGUUCGAAGGCACAAGAUUAAAAUAUUUGGAACAUCUUUCGAAUGAGCAUAACUUACAGCUGGGUAAUUCACAAAAUUUAGUGUUUAUUGAAGAAUUGGUGAAUAAAAUCGAGAAAACCAUAUCAAAUUUGCAAUGCAUAUUUUGUGAGAAAUCUUUUCCUGAAAGGAAUGUUUUAAAAGAGCAUAUGAGAAAAAAACUUCAUAAAAGAAUCAAUCCCCAAAACGCAGCAUAUGAUAAAUUUUACAUAGUAAAUUACUUGGAAGAAGGUAAAAACUGGCAAAAAAUACAAAAUGAGACAGACACAUACGCCACACCUACAGAUUAUGAGUCGAAUGCAGAUGAAGAAUAUUCAGAUUGGAAUGAGGAAGAGAACCAAAUAACGUGUCUUUUCUGCGAAAGAAAAGAGACGCUUAUCAAUCCAUUAUGUUUGCACAUGGAUGGUGAUCAUGACUUUGAUUUCUUUGAGCAAACAGAACAUUUAGAUUUCUACCAGAAAAUAAAAUUGAUCAAUUUCAUCCGCAGACAGUUUCACGACAUGAAAUGCUUAUAUUGUGAUGCUUCUUUCGAAUCAACUAAUCAUCUGAAAAACCAUCUAGCUGAGAAAAGUCACUACAAAAUACCAGAGUUGAAAGUGUUCGAUCAGCCUGAGUUUUAUUUUCCUACAUAUGAGAAUGAUGCCCUUCUGUACCUUAUUGACGAUGUUGAGGACUGAGGGAUACCCUGUUAAUUUUUUGUUUUGUAUAUUGUUGUAAAUAAAUUAUAUCUAUAUAGACAUGUAUUGAAUUAUCUACAGGUGGUUUAAAUCAAACAAUAUAAGAAAUGAAGCAGA